GGUAAAGCCUGUAAGGAUUUCCUUUGCAACGUUAUAAGUGCGAAACAUUGUUAAAAACGGGUGCAAAAAGUGUUAAAAUGUGAUUUAAUAUACAUUAAUAGUGCUUAAAGACUUUAGGUUAUAUAGUUAUAAGAGUCAAGUUAAGAUGGAAGACGAAUACGAGAAAAAGUUAUCAAGUUUGGAAAAGUAUAUUCCAUUCUUGAAUAACAUGAUAUCACAGUUGAAAGAUCCAAACAAGAAAAACCGUGGGGCGCAGCUAAAUAAAAUGGAAUCUCUUUAUUCUAUGAUUACAGAUAGAAAAAAAAGGCUUAAACUGGAAACCCUACAAAAAUGCGAGGACGUCAUAAUACGCCUAUACGAUAAAGUGAACAACAAACCGGGCUCCGUUCGAUCGAUAGAUUCGCCUAAAUCAACUCCGGCCAGUCCUAGCCCGCCGCGCGAUAUAAUUCUUAGCAAACCAGUGGUCAUACCCACUGAAAAAAUCGGACAGCCAAAUAGGGUUGUAAAUACCGAUACCUUGCCUAGAAAACCAGUCGUCGAUAUAUACAGUAUAGCUGGGAGUAGUUUAAACCAAAAGAAGUCUAUUUUGGACUCCAACAAAUUCGACAUAGUUCUCUCCAAACCUCCUAUAAGUUUGGAUGAUUUAAAAACACUUCAAGACGAUGUAAAUGAUAAAAUUAUAAAUUCGCCUCCUAGCGGAACACUACAUGACAAAUCUUUGGAUGAACUUUGUGAUUUGAAGAAAAAAAUCGCACUUGAAUUGGAGGAAACUAAGAAACAGUUAGUUGAAAGUAUUAAUACUACAAUUAAAACUAGUAGCGCUCUUAAGAAGAGUUCUCCGGAAAAAAAGAAAAUCAAAUCGCCCAUAAAAGUACAACCAAAAACUCCAGAAUGUGUAAAAACUGUAAAGAUUAUUAAAGAUUCCGACAGUAUUUUUGGGGAUUUGCUAUCAAAAAUCGAUAACCAAUUGUUAGAAAAACGCAAGGAAAAAGAUCCCAAAAAAGAGAGGAGGAAUUCAAGUUCCAGCAAAGAGGAUAAGAAGGAGCGGAGGUUAAGUAAAGAAAGUAAACAUAAGCAUAAGAAGGACAACAAAAAGAAAGAACAUAAAGAUAAAGGGCAUAAAGAUCACAAAGACAAAGAAGAUAAAGAUGUUGUGAUCGUGAGUAAGACUGAAGAACCUAAAAUAGACGUUAAACCAGAAGAUGACAAAAUAGACAUCCAAAAAUUUAAAAGAAUCGCCGACAAAUACAACAAAAAACCUAAACCUAAACCUUUGGCGGAAACCGAAAUUCUAAAAACAGUUUCUGAAACUAUAGAUGCGAAUAUAAAAAAGACCGCGUUUAAGAUACCUUUACUAGGUGAAAAACUACCAGAGACUAUAACUAGCAGUACUGUAAAUAAUGUUCCUGUGCCAGUGGUUGAGCCUCCAAAAAUGGUACCUCCGCCAAGGAUGGUCCCUCCGCCAAAUUUAGCCGAAAUUAUGCACCCUGAUACAACGGCUUUAAUAAACAAUGUGGUCGAUCAUUUAAAAAAACAAAAUAAUAUGAAUGCACCAACGAAUAAUUUUCAUCACGUUCAGAGACAACAGAAUAUUUCUGUACCUAUGCAGCAAAAUAUACCCAUGCAACAAAAUAUACCCAUGCAACACAAUAUUCCAAUACCUCAAAGCCCUAUCAUGCAUAAUUUUGGUAGCCCUGAUUAUAAUAACCCUCACAAUAAUGUGGUGCCCCCUAUAAGAAACGACCAGUAUUUUAACAGGCCAGACUUUAAUAAUAGACCAAACGAUUUUGAUGCUCGACCAAACGAUUUCAAUAGACCACACUUUGAAAGACCGCUUCAAAAUGAAUUCGAUAACUUUCACAACCAGCAAGAUUUCCAUAACAGACCGAACUCCAGAAUGCAGUUCAGAGAUCCGCAACAGCACGAAAACCCCGAGUUCGUAGAGGAUCACCAGUUCAUCCAACAAAAUCAGUUCAAUUUUGAACCUCCUCCACCUGAUAUGGAGUUUAACAAUUUUAACUCCCAAAACUCCGGGAUGCCCUUGCUUUCACCGCAAGAAGAAAUGGGUUUUGGUUACGAGCAGAAAACUUUUCAUCAUGGAGAAAUAGAGGAGCACAGACCUCAGUGGGAUAGACCGCAAAGUAAUUGGAAAAGAGGUAGAGGGAGGUUUCACAAUAAUAGAGAUCCCAGAAGUUAUAGAGAACACCGCGAAAUGAACCAACGAGAAUAUGAAAAUCAUGAUUUUGAACAGCCGAACUUUGAACAAGAUAUCCACAACAGGCCUAACUUUAGAGAGGAAGAACCGAGGCCAAACUAUAGGGACCCCAGGCAAGCCAGAGUUGACCCUAGACAGCAGAACCGUGACCCUAGACAAGCAAGGGAAGAUCCCAGACAACCCAGAGAAGAUCCUAGACAGCCCAGAGAAGAUCCUAGACAGCCUAGAGAAGAUCCUAGACAGCCCAGAGAAGAUCCUAGACAGCCCAGAGAAGAUCUUAGACAGCCUAGAGAAGAUCCUAGGCAACAAAAUCGAGAUCCUAGACAGUUUAAAGUAGACCAUAGGCCAGCCAACGAAAGGGGUAGAUCUGUAGGUCGGGAAUUCCAGCGCGAUAGAUCUAGAGGUCAAUCUGAAGCAAGAGAGGUUAGGGAUCCGCAGGAUUUCCGAUACCGAAAUCGAUUCGAUAGGGUUUAUAGUGGCAAGGAUGAUAAUAGACAAAGGUCUAGAUCGAGGUCCAGAUCACGACCAAGGGAAUCGUUUCAUUCCCCGCUGGAUAGUUUGUAUGUUGGCGACAAAAACAAAACUGGAAAGGGUUACGGGGUUCAGAACUUUAAAAUUCCCAAAAUCAAAAAGGAGGUCGAUUUUACAAAAGAUGUCACUGAAACUGCAGAGGGUGAAUCUGAUGUUGUUAACCCGGAAAGUGAUGCAGUUGAUUCAGUGGAGGAAGCAGAAGUAAGCACGCAAGGACCAGAAAUUGAUUCUGUAAAAGAACCGGAAGCAAUAAAUGUUGUUGAAAACCCGGAACCACAACCGAAAGUUGUAGAGUCGACUUUGGAAACUGUUAAUGAAACAGUAUCAUCAAGUGUGCAGGACGAUACCAAAGAGGUAAUUGAAGUUAAAACUGACAUUAAACCUACAGAAACUCCAGCAGAGGAAGAAAAAGAUACAACAGAAGAAGUAACAUCCACGGAACAACAUCCACAGGAAAAAGAAAUAAAACCGACUGAGACCAAACCCGAUAGUAGUAAAGCAGAUAGUAGUAAAGCAGAGCAAAAUAUUUUGGCGCAAUUUUUUGCCAAUCUGAUGGGAAGUGAGAAUAAAAAUGACAAAAAAGGUGCCCUCCUAUCUUUGAUAAGUACGUUUAGUGAUAGCUUCAGCGAUUCGCAGCUAAAGAAAAUUACCACUAUAAUUAAAAAUGAAAGCUCCGAGGAGGAUGAACCGGCUGCCAAAAAAACUACGGAUAAAGUAACCGAAGAAAGCAACAAAGAAGAAGAAAAUGAGGUUGUGGAUCAUGAAGAAGAAGAAGAAGAGGAGGAGGAACCGCCCAAGGUUGAGGAGGUUAAAGUGCGGAAAAAACCUGGUCCGAAACCAAAGAAAAAAGCUACAGAGGCUGAACCAGUACAAGUCUCCGUCGGAGAACGGAUAAAGAAGAACAAAAGAACGGCAAAACCCAAGAGAAAACCAAAAACCGAAUUGGACUUGCUACACGAAGAUAUUCAAGAUAUGUUUAUACGUGACGGUGUGUUAACAGCGAACGGAAAAAGAAUGUGUCGCAUGCUAAAAUCUGAUCCACAAGCAUUAAAUACAGACACGAAGGAAGAAGAAAAGAAUACCAAAAAGAAGAUUACAAAGAAGGAAGACAGUAAAAAAUCAGUGGACAUUAAACAUAUGUCCAACGUUAAGGUUGUCCUAAAUAAAAUAUCGCCUGAAGAAGGUCGCGUACUGCGCACGCGUAGAUCUCUGAAAGAGGCUAGCGAUGUGGAAGAAUCUAGUGGUUCUUCAGAAAGUGAAGAUUCUGAAAAUGGCGAGGAGGAAGAAGAAGACAAAAAUGACAAUGAAAAUACGCAGAAGAAAACAAGAAGCAAGCGUAAACGUAAGCCUUUAUGGGCGAGCGGUUUUAUUAAGAAAUGGAAAAAGAAAAAAACCGAUAAAGAUAAAUCAAUCGUUGAAACAACGGAUGAGUCGUUCGUCGAACCAGACGUCAGUUACCUAGAGGAAAAAGUAAAAAUGCAGUGCAAAUUGUGUCCGUUUAGUAGUAAAUACUUGGCGCAACAUUACAUUAUGAACCACCCAGAUGAAGAAAUAUGGUCUUCGCGACUAACAAAGGAAAACGCCAAGUUGGCCGUGGAGGAUGCCAAAAUAAACAUGAAAAAAUACGAGGAGUUGAAAUCCGCAUUCAAAAUGUACAAAAAAUAUCAAUUUGCGUGCCGUUUUUGUACGCACAAUAAUGCGAUGCUUCCCAUUGCGUUCUACGAUCACGUGACAAUGCAUACAGGGGAAUUUAGGUUCACAUGUCAAGAGUGCAACUAUGUCAACAGUCACAGCAAAGGCCUGAAGGCCCACAUUCAGAAAAACGAAGACCAUAAACGAGAAGUUAUACCUAGUAAAAUAUCCGGAAUAUACACAUUUUUGUUUAUGUGUAACGAGUGUAAUUAUUGUCAAAUAGACGAGGAGAAUGUUAAAAAACACUUUAAGACAUCGCAUGGAAAAAACGUCAAGAUUACAAAGAUUAUAUCUUCCACCUUGCCCAUAUUAGAGGUAGAGGAUGAGGAUGACCUUCAAAAGAGAAGAGUCGAGUUAGAGAAAGACGAAAUAGAGACGACAGAUUCAGAACCUGUUGUCAAAAAGAGGAAGUACGUCAGAAAGAAGGCAAUCAUCGACGAUACAGCGUCUGAAAUAACAGAAGAGGAAACACCCAUAGAAGGGCCACCCUCUAAAAAAAAGAAACCAGUCAAGAAAGCUUCCGAUAUCCCGCCGCUAUUGAAGGCAUUAAACUUCGACGAAACCGAUGAGGAAUCCAAAUCUUCUCUGCUGGAGAACCUUAACGCAUCUGCAAAUUUGGAUUCAUCAACCAAAGAUAUAGUGAUACCACAACAACGUUCACAAAGAGCUGCAAAAGAAAAAGCGACGGCCAAAAUGAAGGCACAACUCGAAGAAAGCGAUCCCAAAAGAAGUAAAGUUCAGAACAAACCUGAAGAAGCUCCUCUUCAGAACAAACCUGAAGAAGCUCCUCCGGUGUUACAAAAACAAGUUGAGGAAGAAGAAACACCUAUUAUACCUUGUAUACCUGCGGCGGAAAUAAAGAGGGACAUUGAAAUGAACGUAUUUACCUGCGAUACCGAUAUAAAUGAAGAUAAUGAAAAAAUUGAGCGCGAAAGAUUGAAGAAAAUGGAGGAUAUAAACAAAGCCGUAGCUACAAAUCGAAACUCUCUAAACUUUGUAGAAAAACUGAGUUCUAGAUUACAGAAUGAAGUUCCCGUUAAGUCGGAACCUGAGGAUGAAGAUGAGAUCAUCCCGGAACCGGAAUUAGUCCUACUUCCGGCUAUAGAGCGGCCAAUAACACCUGUAAUGCCAGUACUAGAAAAAUCAAUUAAAAAACCUGUGUUUGUAGAAGAACCGCUACAAACACCAACUGUUAUAAGCCAGGUGCCGCAGAAAUCUAACACUUUUAUUGCCGGUAUGAUAGACAAACUAAGAGACUCGUUGCAAAAACCCUCAGUUGACGAAACUUCCAUAAAUUUAACUGAUAAGGAUAACGAUAGUGACAACAGCGGACCGCCGCCUUUGGUCCACGUUAACGAUGUUAACUCUAAAGCAUGUUUGGACAAUAGUAUAAUAUUCAAUUGUUGCUUUGUUAAAGUCAUUAAAAAUGAUGACCUAUUAACGUAUUCGUGCCAAGUGCCGCCUUGCGUCUACACCUGCGAAAAUCAAGAUUCGUUCAUGAAACAUUGCAAGGAGCAACAUGCGAACAUCGAUAAAGUUGAUUGUGAUGUUUGUAAGGUUAAUAUCGAUGGUGGUACGAUGGAAGACAUCUUUAGACAUGUUUUGAAUGUGCACUUGACCGAAUUUGGCACUCCACCGCGUUUGAGUUUGUUGAAAAUGAGGCGAUUGAGCGGUGACAAAUUGUCCACUGUGGUUGACACCCCAGCUGACUUAAGUAACAGCGAUAUGGAGGAAGAUAAUAUAGUUACAGAAGACGUAAUUGAAAGUGAAAACCCAGAACAUCUACAAGAGAUUCACGUAGCUUCAGUACCGGAGCAAUCCGUUGAGUUGGAGUUGGACGACAAGAACCCGUUCGGUUUCAAAAUCUCUGGAGUCAUGUCCUUGGCCGAGGAACCGGAGGUUCCACCGCUUAGACCGCUAAAACUAACGCCAGCCAAAAUUAAUUCCAAGAUUUUCGAGUGCAAAAUGAACGACAGCGAGUUGAAGAAGCCGAAAAAAAGUGAGUUUGCGAUGGCUAAAUUUUUGAACGCUAUAAGCGAUCUAUACAAAUGUCCAGUGUACACUUGCGGGUUUUCAUCAGACUUCCGCGAUUUCUUCGAGUCUCAUCUAAAAUCGCACAAAAUAAAGCCCAAAUCCUUUAGACCAUGCGUAUAUUGUGACUACAAAAUCCCUAUGGAGAACGUAACCACGCAUAUUGACGUGAGACACGGCAAUUGCCGAUACGCUUGCGGAUACUGCAUGUACAGAACCAUGGAUCCCGAUUAUGUGUACCUGCAUCAUUCAGAGGAGCAUAAAGAUAAAGGAAAACCUAAAAUUGUAAAAGUCGGCACAACAACAGUGGCUUGUUUGGCCCCGGAAUCACAAAACAAUCAAUCAAUGGACAUACUGAAAUAUUGCAAACCUUAUCAUUGCAAAGCUUGUCUGAAAUCUUUCCUAUUCGAGAACGACUUUAACCGUCACAUGCUGCGUCACAAUUUCGUGGAUUUGAUUGAAUGCGGAUUUGGAAGUACAUGUUCCGCUUUGGAGUCCACAAACAAGAUGGUCCAGCAUUGGAACUCCGUACACAAUGUGUGCGCCUAUCAGUGCGGUUAUUGUGUCUUCAGUGCGCCAAAUGAGGUUUUUGCAUUCCAGCACCAAGUGGCAAAACAUUUCAAUCAAAGUCCGAAGGUGUAUUGCAGAAUUAAUCCCGACGAGAAUGUAGACAAUCUCUUCUACGCCAGUGAAGGUAUGUCCAUGCUUCCGGUUCUACGCAAACUCCCGGAUUCCAUGAAGAAGCCGGAAACGAUAGCAACACCACCUAAAGCGCAGCCGCAAACACCUCAACUUAAAGUUACCAACGUUUAUACCAAAGGAAAUUCCUUGCUGAAAUCGCCUACGAAAAUUGUUGUCACUACUGCUCCAGCUUCCGGGGUGACGUCGACGACCGGAAGUAAGCUCUUCCAAGUUUUGCCGAGCGAGAAGAUAAUUUUGAAAAGUUUGGCGCCCAACGCCACGUUCCAGGUUUUAAAGGCUAUUCCUAAUAGGUUUAAUUCCCUAUUUUCGCUUUCCAAACCCCCUCCAAUCACUUCAGCCUCUAUAGUAUCGACUUCUUCAUCUUCUUUAACAUCCCCACCGUCUACAUCUGCAGCACCGGCGGCCUUGGUGCGACAAAUUUCCUCUUCUUCGGAAGAAUCGCAACCAGCUGCUAUAGAAACGGUUGAAAUUCCAGCGGUCGAAGAGUCGCCGUCGACGUCCGAACUCCCCGAACAAUCGGAAGUGGAUCCUUUGAGCGUGGCAGACUCUGAAAGCGAGAGUUUUCUGCACAAGAACGCUGCCACUUCCUCGGAGGACGAGGGGUCCGACAGAAGCUCUGAAAAAUCUUCGAAACAUCCGAAAAAGCAGGGUCUAACCGGCGAAGAGCUGUUCAAGUGCGCCUACUGCGGCGGCGCGUAUCCCAACGCGGGCUCCUUCAAAGGCCACGUGGCGCGCUCGCUCACGUGCCGCUCGAUCACCAAUCAGGCGAAGCCGUUCGAGUGCGCGCACUGCAAGCGCUGCCUGAAGAGCGCGCAGGCGCUGGUCGACCACAUCCAGUACCACGGCACGCUAAAGUACGCGUGCUCGCUGUGCGAGGACAAGUGGCCCUCUGCCGCGCAAAUCAGGAGCCACAUGAAAACCAAACACAACGUGACCAGCAUAAUGUUGACGCCCCUCGACAACCAGCAGCAAAACAUCCCGGAACUCUACGAGUUCAUAGUGCGUCCGAAAUUCUCGCAGAACGCCACCAAAACGGUCGACAACGAAAAAACCAAUCCGAAAUCGACGGAUGUGAAAAACGCGCCCGCGGAGGGCAUGGAGUUCAUGCCCGACAAAAUCGACACUAUCCCGGUGCGCGCGAUCUUUUCCGCGCCGCUGAGGUGCGGGCUGUGCGGCUACACGAACAAGGUGAGGACGAAUUUCGUGCGGCACUUGAGGAUGCACGGCGAGGAGAAGGCGGUGCCCGAUUCGGCGCCGGUGAAUCCCGUGCCGUGCUUGGACAAGAACGAGAAAAUGUUCGAUAAGAUGACCAACUUGGCUUACAACGGGUUCCAAGGCAAAAUGGGUGGCAAAGAGAAAUCGGAAAAGGACGAAGAAAGAGAGACAUUCCCGGAAUUCGUGCCGUCGCACUGCCGCUACGUUUGCUGCGCGGACAACUGCAACUACCUGUGCCCUGAGGAGGCCAACCUGAAGCACCACAUCGUGGCUCUGCACGCGGACGAAACGAAAUUCACUUGCGCCCACUGCAAAUGCGCCCUGCACCCCACCGACCCGGAAAGCCUCGUCGACCACUUCCGCUUGCACGGACUGCACCUGUUCAAGUGCGGCUACUGCGCCUUCGUGACCUACCUGAGGCGCAAGAUCGAGAAGCACUCGGACGACGUGCACCCGGACGUGUCGGCCAGGAUGAGGAUUUUGAGGUACAUGGAGGCGGAACCGGCGGACGUCCGGGAAGAGGUUGUUACCGCCAACAAACCGAGCGGGGUGAAACUGUGGCGGUGUUCUUUGUGCAAGUACCGGUGCAAGAACGAGGACGACAUGAAAAACCACGCGCUGAAUAAACACGAAAUCAGUUCCAAGUUUAUGUGCACGCUGUGCACGUUUAAAAGCGACGAUAAGCAGGAGAUUUCGUCGCAUUUUGCCGAGGAACACCCCAAGAACGAUUUGGACGUUAUUAGUGUUUACUCCAAGUUCGAAAAGGACGAGAAAAAACAACAGGAGCAGGAGAGUUUCGACACCACUCCUUUAUGGCAGAGGGACAGACCCAGGGUCAAACAUAUCAGAGGUAUACUAUUUGACGAUAUACCAACACAGCAAAACAAAAGCCCUAACAAAAAAACGCCAAAAUCGGCUACAGUCUCAAAACCAUCCACUUCUGCAACCCACUACACGCCACCGCCAUCUUCGAUAGAUUCUUCGAUUGAAGCAGUGGCAUCGGGAAAUUUUCCAAAGAAGAAAUCCCUACCCGUAAACGACGAUUUCAUAGCCAGAAUCAACAAAGACAUUAAGGAAACGUCCAAAGAACUCGAAAAACUGAAAAAAGAAAAAGUCAUUAUAAUUCUUGAUGACGACGACGACGAAGAUGUUGAUGUCGUUAAAGAAGUGAAACCGGAGUAUAUUCCUCCGGAAAUCGGAGGCAGGCUGCCAACUCCGGAAAAAGAAAUGCUGGAUCCCUUCCACCUGACGCACUUGAUUAGCGAGUACGGCGGAUUCGGCAACCCGCUCAACAAGCAGUUCAAGUGUCCCGUGUGCGAGAAAUUCAAGAGCAAGCAGGUGGUUGAUUUCAUUUUCCACAUGUACAAGGAGAAAAAGAUCAAGAGAUUCAUGUGCAAAAAAUGUUCGGCCACCUCCGUAGCCUACGAUUUCAUGCGCCGCCACAUGAACGAGCAACACGACACCCCCACCCCGUGGGAGGAGAUCAAAGCACUUCCGCGCCACAAAAAACUCGAAGCCUGGAUACAGGAGCUGCUGCGCGCGCAGGCCGACGAAAUAAUCCGCAAGCACGGCGCAGUCCCGGCGGAGAUCGACGACGACAAGCCGAAGAUACACGAGUGCGGGUUCUGCGACGAGAGGUUUUACAGCAAGGUCUACUUUCAAGAGCACCAGUUGGUGCACUGGCGGGACAAGCCGUUCCAAUGCGGCGCGUGUAGUUUUAGCGACGUAAGACGCGAGAAAGUUAUUGAACACUGGAAGAAGGAGCACAAAGGUGAGUGCCAAUUUUCGGUUAAAGCACCUCUGGUGGCGACGGUUAUUGCGAGCAAAGACGAGAGCGAUAAAGCGUCGCACAAAGACGCUGUUAACUCGGUCGAGGUGGAAAACGAUGACGUCACCCCGAUGGAGCAGGUUUUGCAGGUGGUGGAAGAGAAAACGGUCAAAGAACCGUCGAGUAACAAGGAAGAAAUAGUUUUUACGUGCGAUAUAUGCGCCGUGUACACGCGCAACCAACUGGAGAUGGAGGAUCACGCGAUAACUAGGCACAACUCCACCAAGUGCUUCAAACGGUUGAUAUGGAAGGCGUACGUGGGCAACCCGAACUACAACGUGCACUGCUGGUAUUGCGACGUGCAAGGGCCGGAUUUGACGGUGCGCGACCACCACUUGGAAAAGCACGCGAGAAACCAGUACAAACCGUACAAAUUCACGUGCGAGUUGUGCCCGCAGCGGUACAUGUCCAGCAAGCACUUUAAAAUGCAUUUCGCGCGGGAACACAACAACGCCGAAGUCAGGUACAGGACUCUGAACAACACGCCGCGCGAGCAAGCCAAGGACGUUUUGAAGCUGUACAAGUGCACCCUGUGCAACUACAAGUCCACCAACUCCAAGACGACGAAUAUGAGGAUGCACAUUCGCACGCACACGAAACCGGUCAGUUGCGGCGUUUGCCAGCUCAGAUACCCGUUCGCCAGUCUAGCUAGAACGCACUUCCUCAAGAAGCACCCCAACCAAACCGAAGUUAUCGAAGAAAGCAAGGAAAAGUUGCGGGAAACGUCGGAGUUGAUGAUCGCCAUCAUCGAUGCCGCCGCGCCAGUGAACGAAACAAGCGAUAAAGUCCAAUACGUCGCCAAAAAAUCCACGUCGAAAGCGCCAUCCAUCCCGAUGGAGGAAUUCUCGUACUACGGCACGCAACCCGCGCUCCUCGACCUGAAAAAAAUCAAAACCACCGUGGAAGUCAACAAGGUCGGUCUUAGCAUGACCGCCGAACAAUUGGGCAACAUUUUCAACUUGAAUUGUUACGUGGAAGUCGAAAAAUACGAAAGCAAUCCUUGACCUGCAACCCCGCAACUUUUGCUUUUCGACGAUUUCGUCCCUACUUUCGACCGUAUUUUAAACAUGUUCCCCGACGACUUCGACGAUUUUUAAACCUUAGACCAUACACGCAAUCUAUCUAGAAGUGUAUAGUCUAAGUUUAUCCCCGACUUUGUUGUUAUUAUAGGCUGAGUUAUAUUGGCUUUUGAGCUGUGAUUAUCAUUGUAAAUACGAUUAUUAAUUGUAAUGUAACUAUUAUGUAAUGUAAUAAUUAUUAUAAACUGAUAAUUUAGGUUUAGAACUUUAUUCUUAAAAACUCGGAAAUUGUCUAGUUUCGUUGUAAAUGUUUUGUAAAUAAAAACAAUUUGGUUUAUCAAGUUUUAAGAUGUAAAUAUACCAGUUUCAGUUACGUUUAUUUUUACCUACUUUUUUUCUCAAUAAAAUUAUGUUAAAAUUAUAAAUCUUGUUUUAUUUGACCUAAACAAAAAUUAAAAAAAAUGAUGGGUAAGUAAAAAAUUACUAGAUUAAGGACAACAUUGCAAGUGUUGAAUGACAAAUUCCCUUUAGCUGGGAUUUUUUG
Molecule: messenger RNA, 11777 nt
Organism: Brassicogethes aeneus
Lineage: Eukaryota; Metazoa; Arthropoda; Insecta; Coleoptera; Nitidulidae
Source: the annotation of a GenBank genome assembly